AUAUGAAUGUAAUACACCCCUAUUGCAUAGAGCAGCACUUAGUGCAACAUCUUCUAUGAAUGAACGAGGACCUGAGAAUGCCGUUCUUUAUGGUGAGGAAAACAGUGUACAGCUGUACUAGUGUAGUGUGAAUCAAUGAACAUUUUUAAAAUGACGAACACUAGUGUAAGGUGGGCAUUCAAUUUUACUAAGUGGAAUCCGUCUCACUCCGAUAUGCUACUAGCCUCUUCAUGUGUACAAACUGAAGAGAAGGACCGUUUGAGUAGAUUCUAUUUCAGAAAAGACUUUAAAUCCUCCUUAAUCGGCAGAUUAAUGAUGAGAAAAUUUGUUUGUCAAGCCUCCGGCAAAAAAUAUGAUGAAAUUAAGUUCCUGAGAGAUGAUAAAGGAAAGCCAAUGUUAUUUGAAAGCAAUACAUAUCCAAACCUGGAUUUUAACAUAUCUCAUCAAGGAGACUAUGUCGUUUUAGCUGGAGAAUGCAGCAACGUUAAAUUAGGAGUAGACGUAAUGAAACUGGAAUAUAGUGGUGGUAAAUCGUUGGAUGAAUUUUUUCGAUUAAUGACUAAGAAUUUUUCCCCUGAAGAAUGGGUAAUGAUCAAGAGUAGCGGUACUGAAAAACAACAAAUAGCCAUGUUUUGCAGACAUUGGUGCCUCAAGGAAAGUUACGUGAAAGCAAUUGGUGUGGGAAUUACGAUAAACUUACAAGAUAUUCGUUUUAAGGUUAAUACGAGUGUUCUUGACAAGAAUUUUAUAGUCGAUGAUACUGAAUUAUAUAUAAAAGGGAUGAAAGUGAACUGGAAAUUCCAGGAAAUGCUUUUAGAUGAUCAGCAUUGUGUUGCUGUAGCUUUAAAUGACACUUCUAAUAUGAAUUUAGUUUUUAGAGAAAUUGAUUUUAGUGAACUGAUGGAAGGUUGUGUACCUUUUCUUCCUAGGGACGAACAAUAUUGUCUGAACUAUUUUAGGAAAUGUGAAAGACCGUAAUGUCAUAGAAGAAUAAAAAUAUUUUGAUAUAAAUUUUUUUUAUUUUGUGCUUUAUAAUUUCUCA
Messenger RNA from Anoplophora glabripennis (Asian longhorned beetle), 1042 nucleotides. Its product is annotated as L-aminoadipate-semialdehyde dehydrogenase-phosphopantetheinyl transferase. The record is from RefSeq and is a predicted model, not a curated record. Gene Ontology annotation, cellular component: cytosol. The transcript is spliced from 2 exons. NCBI's taxonomy places the organism in Eukaryota, Metazoa, Arthropoda, Insecta, Coleoptera, Cerambycidae. The coding region runs from base 136 to 978 and encodes 280 amino acids. Gene Ontology annotation, molecular function: holo-[acyl-carrier-protein] synthase activity; magnesium ion binding.